Chroicocephalus ridibundus (black-headed gull) is the source of this 4634-nucleotide messenger RNA. RefSeq names its product protein O-linked mannose N-acetylglucosaminyltransferase 1 (beta 1,2-) (gene POMGNT1). Gene Ontology annotation, biological process: protein O-linked glycosylation via N-acetylgalactosamine. Gene Ontology annotation, molecular function: beta-1,3-galactosyl-O-glycosyl-glycoprotein beta-1,3-N-acetylglucosaminyltransferase activity. The coding region runs from base 220 to 2199 and encodes 659 amino acids. The transcript is spliced from 22 exons. NCBI's taxonomy places the organism in Eukaryota, Metazoa, Chordata, Aves, Charadriiformes, Laridae. The record is from RefSeq and is a predicted model, not a curated record. Gene Ontology annotation, cellular component: Golgi membrane.
GCCGGAAGCGGCGCGGCCCCGCUGGCGCUGAGGCUUCACGGGGCGGCGGCGGCAGCGCCGAGCCGGGCCCUGCCCCGGCGCUGCCCAGUCCUGCUCGGCUCCGCUCCGCUUCGCCUCAGCCUCCCCGCGCGGACCGGAGCCCCGAUGGACACGAGAGCGGAGCAGAGCGCGUCCUGACCCCUGUCCAACGCGGCUGCCCCUGCGCCAGCCCCUGUGACUAUGGACGAGUGGAAGCUCAACCCUGCCAUCAAGCCCCACAAGAAGCGCAGCUGGUACCUCGCCUGGAAGUACAAGCUGAUGAACCAGCGCACGCUGCGAAAGCUGUGCCAGACGGGUGCUGUCCUCUUCCUGCUUGUGACUGUAAUCGUGAACAUCAAGCUGAUCUUGGACACCAGGAGAGCUGCUUAUGAGGAGGAAGAGGAGUCUGCACAAGACUACGAUGACGAGUUGCUGAAUGUGGAGGUCCCUAGGCACCCUGUCAGCAACAAGAAGGUCUUGGAUGUCGAGGUGUACUCCAGCCGGUCGAAGGUCUACGUAGCUGUGGAUGGGACGACAGUCCUGGAAGAUGAGGCUCGGGAGCAGGGAAGAGGGAUCCAUGUCAUCGUCUUAAAUCAAGCUACGGGUCACGUGAUGGCCAAGAGGGUCUUUGACACCUAUUCUCCCCAUGAAGAUGAAGCCAUGGUACUUUUCCUCAACAUGGUUGCCCGGGGCCGUAUCCUGAUCUUCACCAUUAAGGAUGAAGGUUCCUUUCACCUCAAAGACACAGCAAAGAAUGUCCUGAAAAGCCUGGGGAGCCAAGUCGCACCAUUCCUGAGCUGGAGAGAUAUGUGGACAUUUGUGGGGAAGAAGGGAGGGGAAGUAUAUGGGGAGAAACAUGCCAAGUCGCCGGCCCUCUCAACAUGGGGUGACCCUGUGCUGCUGAAGACAGAAGUUCAUCUGACGUCUAUGGAAGAUGCUGAGUGUCAUUGGCCUGACACAGAGCUGAACCGCCGCCGGAAGAGGUUCUGCAGCAAAGUAGAAGGUUACGGUAGCGUCUGCAGCUGCAAAGACCCCACACCCAUUGAGUUCAACCCUGAUCCCCUCAAAGACAAUAAAGUCUUCGAUGUGCCUGUAGCUGUUAUUGCAGGGAACCGCCCCAACUACCUGUACAGGAUGCUGCGCUCCUUGCUGUCAGCUCAGGGCGUCAAUCCGCAGAUGAUCACAGUCUUCAUCGACGGGUACUAUGAGGAGCCGAUGGAUGUCGUGGAACUGUUUGGUCUCUCAGGAAUCCAGCACACUCCUAUCAGCAUUAAAAACGCUAGAGUUUCCCAGCACUACAAAGCCAGUCUGACUGCAACCUUCAACCUGUUCCCGGAUGCUAAAUUUGCUGUGGUUCUGGAGGAAGAUCUUGACAUUUCUGUUGACUUCUUCAGCUUUCUGAGCCAGUCGAUACACCUUCUGGAGGAGGAUGAGAGCCUGUACUGCAUCUCAGCUUGGAACGAUCAGGGCUAUGAGCACACGGCUGAGGACCCCUCGCUCCUGUACCGUGUGGAGACCAUGCCAGGCCUGGGCUGGGUGCUCCGGAAGAGCCUGUACAAGGAUGAGCUGGAGCCAAAGUGGCCAACCCCUGAGAAACUCUGGGACUGGGACAUGUGGAUGCGGAUGCCCGAGCAGCGGAAAGGCCGGGAGUGCAUCAUCCCUGAUGUCUCGCGCUCCUACCACUUCGGCAUCGUGGGGCUCAACAUGAACGGCUACUUUCAUGAAGCCUAUUUCAAGAAGCACAAGUUCAACACAGUUCCAAAUGUCCAGCUUAAAAAUGUGGAGAGCUUGAGGAAGGAUGCCUACGAGACUGAAAUUCAUCGGCUCCUGGGUGAAGCUGAGGUCUUGGACCACAGCAAGAACCCCUGUGAGGACUCCUUUGUGCCCGACACUGAGGGCAGGGUCUAUGUCAUGUUCAUCAGGAUGGAGCAGGAAGCAGAUUUCACCACCUGGACGCAGCUUGCCAAGUGCCUCCACAUCUGGGACCUGGAUGUCCGUGGGAAUCACAAGGGGCUGUGGCGGCUUUUCCGCAAGAAGAACCACUUCCUCGUGGUGGGGGUCCCUGCCUCCCCCUACUCGUCCAAGAAGCCCUCAUCGGUGACACCAAUCUAUAUGGAGCCCCCUGCCAAGGAGGAGGGGGCAGUGGCAGUGCCAGCAGUUGCUGCAGCAGAACAGACAUGAGACUGGCAGCUGGGAAACAAGGGGGACCGGGAGAAGACGGAGACCUCCACGGUGCAGAGACAGAGGUGGCAGCAGCUCUUGGAGGCUGGUGACUGGACACAGACUCCCAUUUCAGGCUGCAAAAUGAGACCUCGGGCUCCCUCCAGCCCCCUAUUGUGGUCUCCCUCUCACUGGACAGGGUACUUCCCUGUAGAUAUGCCAUCCCCCCCAUCCCACAAACUUUUUUUUUUUUUUUUUUUAACACAGACUCUUUACUAACGCUGCUCCCAUUGCCCCCUGGCUGGGCAAGGCUGGAGGAAGGAGAUGCGCAGCUGGGGGCUAGAGGUGGCCUCGAGAGACACCUCUGCUUCCCUUUUUGGCCCCCAAGUCCUGAGAAGGCAGCAUGCUCACGUGCAAGGGCUGCAGCCUACCAGCUGGGUGUUAUUUAUUAAUUCUUGCCUGGCUGGCUCCAUGCCCAGUGGUGAAGAGGGGAUCUUCCAGCAUGUCUUCUGUCUCCUGCACAAUGGAUGCACCUUGAUGACUGUAUACUGGGUUGGACAUCUUCCCACACGCCGGCUUCGCUUCUUGGGUUGCAGCGAGUGGUGCAGCCCAGUUCAUAGGCAAAAGGGAAUACUGAAGAGGAGCUGAACUUGCUGUGGACACAUAGGGGAUACCCCAUACCCAGCAUGAGGGCAGUCAGAUGUCCCUUUCCUUUCUCUGCAGUUCUGGGAGCUGGAGAUGACUAUAGAUGGAAGUGGACCGCGCUGUGCGCGCUGCGGCUCAAGCCUUCCUCACCCACCUUCUCUGUGGGGAGCAGCUCUGCCCCACGAGUCGUGGGAGGGGGGGUGAAAGUGCCUUGCAGAGUGUGAUGGGAGCAGCAAGCGGACAUCCCUGUGGCUGCAGGGACAAGAUGGACUGGGAUCUGCUGCAGCGAGAGAUGCUGAGCUCUGGUGUGGUCCUUGCCUGUGGUACUGUAUCCUGUCUCUCCCUCCUCCCUGGCCAGGUACCCCUAGAUCUUGCGGAAGGCAGAGAGGGUUUGUUCUCCUGAAUCCCCACCCUUACUGUGGUACGUUACUAGCAGGGAAGCUGUGAGCAGAGGUGGGAUGGGUUCUGCUGCUGUGGUACACCCCUCAUGGAGAGGGAGGGGGGGUCCUUAUCCCCCCCCUCCUGUGCCUUAGGAAAGACCCCAGCAUCCCCUUCCACCCCCAGCCACUUGGUACUAAUGUCCUCCACCCCACUGGGGAUGAUCCUGGACCCCUUGCUCAGUGCACCUCCUUAUCCAUGCAGCAAGAGCUCUGUUCUCUGCCCAGGUCCCCUAGCCUUGGGCAGGGAUGCUACCCCGUGGCUUGCCCUUGGCAAGAGGAGUUGCUGCUCAGCCCUUUUCCUGUGGUUGCCGGGGCUCUUCCCCUUCGUUUUCUCACUGUGAACUGAGCGUCGGGGUCUACACUACACUGAUUUAUUUAUUUAUUGCUUGUGGGAAGGGGAGGAGAGCAGGAAAGCAGCGUAAAGAGCUGGCAGCCCCCAGCCUGCAUGGGGGCAGUCGUCGGGAGGCUUGUCCCCCUGGCUCCAUCCUCUGUUCCUCUCCUUCCUCCCUUGCCCAGCAUAGGAAUAAUUGUGAGCCUGGGAGAUCUACUCUUUGGCCAAAAUGAGCCCUCUGUGGGCACAUCUCUUGCGUGACUGCAGGGACUCUGACCCUCGUGGUCCCUUGCAUGCCUGUCCCAGCAGCAGGGAUGGGAUGGAUACAGGAGGGGAACAAGGGGGUGCAGGGUGGCACCCCUGAGACUGUGGUAGUGGGCUUGGGUUCAGCCCUGCCCUCCUCUGCCACCCCCAGUGCUGCCCUUUGCUGGGACCCUGCUCUGGCAGCCAGUGGGGAGGGGUGGCCUCUGCACUGGCCCUCGGGGUAAAGCAGGUUCUUUCAGCGUGAUGGGAAAAGGGAUGCGGCUUCUUCCUGGGGAAAGCAGCUCCCUCCCCAUACCCUGCUUUGGAAAAACUUCCACGGCUCUCCACCAUGAUGCCCUUUCCUUGGCAUUUCUAUUCCCAAGGCCCUAUUUCCCUUCUCCCUGAAACUAAAUGCACCACCACCCCCCCCUUUCUCUUCUUCUCUGGCAUGGCUCAGGCUUGGCUUCUUCCUAAUCCCUCUUGGGGCUGGGGAAGGUGGGCCUAAGGAUAGGGAAUGGCUAAAGGUGAGUUCUCCUCUCUGCUACCUGCCCAGCGGUGGCCAGGGGGCCGUGGCUCCCUGCUCUCCGCGGCAGCAGGACUUGCCUGGUGGGCUUCAAGCCCCCCUCUCUCCACACACUACCAUGGGCCCACUGGGUGCUGUUCUCCCUCCCUCCCUGUUUCUCCAGCAAGGCUCUGGUGCGGUGGCCAGCAUAGGGCCAGGUGCGUGGGCAUCCCCAGGGCUUGCAGCUUUCUGAAUCGAAUUAUUUUUUCAAGAGUAAACACUGCAAAGCUGUUGA